This is a messenger RNA of Malassezia pachydermatis, 1386 nucleotides long. RefSeq lists its product as hypothetical. The record is from RefSeq and is a predicted model, not a curated record. The transcript has 2 exons. Lineage: Eukaryota; Fungi; Basidiomycota; Malasseziomycetes; Malasseziales; Malasseziaceae. Bases 1 to 1386 code for a protein of 461 amino acids.
AUGUUUCAUAUCCUAUUCACAUCGGCGUACCACUACCCACUGAACCGCGUCAAUUUCCUCCUACAAGUUGUGUCGACGCUAUUUAUGUGGAUCUUCUUAAGUGCGACGCUCGCAAUGACGCUGCAAGACCUCUACAAUUUCGCGCAGUCGUGGCCCUACAUGUUUCCCUACUUGGCCUUCUCUAUUCCUCACCGACGCGAUUGGAAUGCCGUGCAAAUUGCCUUCUGGGAUAUCCUCAGUGCCUUUGCUUCCUUGUCCGCUCAUAUUACCCACAUUCAGUUUCUUACGUUACUUUUCCCAUCGCGUCUCGAAAAGUUGCUCAUCUUUUGGAUCCUUGGGCCUUUAGCGCUGAUCCAGGCGGGUAUGGAGUUUUCUGACUUUUCUCCCCCUGACGAUUACAAAACACAUGACUUGGCUGAUGCGAUCGUCAAUAUCUGCGAUAGCUCCCUGGCCUUGUUGUACAUGCUCUCCAUCCUGAUAUGGGGCUGUCUUGUGAACUGGCGCCGUGCAUGGCGUCUUGAUGGGUCAACAGCCGCAUUUGGCGCUUUUACUAUCGCCGUUGCCCUCUUCAAAACGGUGGUCAGCUUUGUCCAUAUCGGCUACGACCGCUUGUAUUGGAUGCGCGACUUCUCCGCUGCGUUUACCAACUGGCAAAGUUGGCUCGGCUUUUGGUGGUGGGUGUCCUCAGGCAUGGGCAUUGGCGAGUACGAGGACCAAGUCCGUCGCAUUGAGCGCAAAAAGGCACGAAAGGCACGUCGGCAGCGCAAACUGCGUGCGAAGCAACGCAAAGUGGCCGGCGGCGGCGUGUCGUUUGGUCCGUUGCUCGCGUCGCGGUCCAACGUCGUGACCUCAACAAGUGCCGUCAAACCUGCUCAUACGAUACCCGUCACAAGCCCCUCAGCGAUUGCUGCAGCUGCAGCCGCGGCUACCACUGCCCCACCCCCUGUCGUCAUCGCUGUGCCACCGCCCAAUCAAGGCCCGCAGCCAUCCAUACCGAUCCCACCGCAUCUUCGAGCGCGAUCUUAUUCGACGACAUCGUCUGGCUCGCCUGCUCCGCCUAUCAUACCCAGUGCCAGCGAUCCCUACUUGGAUGGCACUCAUAUCGGCAGUGAUCCCACCACCGAGUCUCUGGCUGGAACGCAGACUAGUGGUUCAGAUUCCUUGCCAUGGCCUAUCUCCCUUCUUCGACGGACAGCCACACACUUUCCGGCGUUUGUACAACGCCGCCUCGACAUGUUGCAGACGGCACAUCGUGAUGCUAUUAGUGACGCGGCUAUUGAGCAGGCAACUGUAUACGAACGUGUGAUGCAGCGAUGGCCGUCUUCGUUGGUCCGUCCUGAUAUCAUUAAGCGCGCACGUUUGCAGGAUAAGACAGUGUAUGAGUAG